UGCAAACUUUUCACUUCCGCGUUUUACACGUCUUUGUAUAUCUUUCCUCGGUUUUGGUGUUUCUUUUACUUUUGUAGGUCAAUAUGGCGUUUGAAAACUUGCGGAAAUACUGGCCAACGUACAGUUUUGCCCAGCCCUUCCAUGCUAUGAUGCUGCUGGCUGCCAUCGUAGCCUCCUUCCUGUUCUUCCCAGGACAGGGGACAGGAGAUGAGAAGGGGUCCGGUGGCACACUGGUCAAGUUUCUCCACCUCUUCUGUGUCUCAGCUCACUUUGGGACACAGGUGUGGGUCACCUUUGUGGCAGGCCUGACGAUGUUCCACAACCUCCCCCGUCACACAUUUGGUCACAUCCAGGGUCACCUGUUCCCAAAGUACUUCACCAUGGGCAGUGUGCUAGGACUGGUUGCCAUGGUAACCUACAUGUACGAGUAUCGCCAUGGAAACCUGACAACACACCAGCAGGUCGAGUUUGGGAUCCUGGUUGCUGUGUUUGUCUCUGCCCUUCUGAAUGCUGCUGUGGUCGGUCCCAUCAGUCUGGACAUCAUGAACCAGCAGUACGCCAUAGAGAAGGAACACGGCCACGGACACGAGGUCGGCACACACCCCGCCGGCAAGAUCCAACAGGACCAGAAGUACCAGAACGUGCGGAAGCGGUUCUUUAAGUACCACGGCAUCUCCUCGCUGGUUAACAUGGUGGCACUGGUGGGGAACGGGGUUCAUGUGUACUACCUAGCCUCACAGAUGGCUGGGAUAUAAAAGUCUUAACAAAGGUUUGGUUGGCAGAAAGUAGUGCUCUUGCACGAAACCUGGCAUUUUCCUGUUUGUUGCUACUUAGCCUCCCAGUUGGCCCGGCUGGGAUAUAGAAAAUCUUGAAGUAUACUGUGAAUACAACCCUAAAAGGCCUGGAAUUCCAGGCUAUAUACUAUGAACAAACUGCCUUUUACAGUUUACAUAUUAUGCUUCUUGUAAUUAGAACAAUCCAUUUGGUUGUGUAGUACGUAGAAGGCAGUUUGUAUACUAGUAGGGAAACAUCUGAAGACAGGCAUUGUUCACAGUACUUUUGUGAUAAGGUUUUUGCUGAUUGUUUAGUUUUGCAUAGUGAGCUUUGCUUUGCUUUUCUUGUGAAUUCCAUGAAAAGGAAAUUGAAUGUAGAAGCAAAUUCAUUGAUAAUGGUAGGGAAUGGGGUCCAUGUGUACUACUUAGCCUGCCAGUUGAAAGUCCUAAAGCACUGUGAAUACAUCCUCACAAGGCCUGGAGUUCCAGGUUAUAUACGUGUAUGAACAAACUGCCUUUUACAUACUAGUAUGCUUCUUGUAAUUACAACAUAGAGCUUGCUGUUGUUGCUAUCUUUCAUUGGACAUUCCAUCUGGUUGUGUAGUAGAAGGCAGUUUAUAUUGCAUUGUUCACAGUACUUUUGUGAUGAUGUUUUGCCUCAUUUUAGUUUUGCAUAGUGAGCUGGUUUUGAUUUUCUGAAAAUUGGUGUGUUGCAAUAUUCAGUAUAGAAAUGUAUCAAAAACUAAAUAUCUAACAUACAUAUUUUUAUAAAUGACGUUCCAAUGAAUUCUUUGAAAAAGGAAUUGAAAGACGAAGAAAUGUAGCUUGCAGAGAAUGUUUAUUGCAGCUUAAAGUUUGAAAAUAAUUGUGAUAUUGUUGCGUCUUUUUCUGUUGGCACACUAAUAUGUUUUGUAUGUAAAUUUUAUGAGUCCAUAUUCAUGAAAUAUGGUAACUUU
Molecule: messenger RNA, 1729 nt
Organism: Branchiostoma belcheri (Belcher's lancelet)
Lineage: Eukaryota; Metazoa; Chordata; Leptocardii; Amphioxiformes; Branchiostomatidae
Product: transmembrane protein 205-like
Exons: 4
Coding region: 84-755 (223 amino acids)
Source: RefSeq, a predicted model, not a curated record